Molecule: messenger RNA, 1346 nt
Organism: Cloeon dipterum
Lineage: Eukaryota; Metazoa; Arthropoda; Insecta; Ephemeroptera; Baetidae
Product: calaxin-like
Exons: 6
Coding region: 167-1003 (278 amino acids)
Molecular function (GO): calcium ion binding
Source: RefSeq, a predicted model, not a curated record
UGAGUUCUAAACAACCUUUUUUAAUGCGUAAACGAUUGCAAAUAAAUGUUUCCGGGGCGACGACUUUUUGUUUACACAUUCGAAGCCACGUGACCGAGUUGUGCAUCAUCAAAUAAGUCACGCAGCAGGGCCCCUAAAAAUUAGCCAGCAAAAGGGAGGCGCAGGGAUGGCCGCAUUCAUAAGGAGCGUGUCUCUGUUCUUGGUGCGCGGCCGCCGCGCCAGUCGUGCCGCGGACCCCAACAAACUCAAGCAGUCCGCCUCGGCCGAUCAGAUCCACCAGGUCCAGCGCCGUGGCAAUUUGCUUGACAAGAAACAGCAAGCUGGCAGUGGUCCACCGAAGAAGAUGCAAAAGGGAAACAAGUGCUCAUCGGCUCACUUGAUCGAGUCGUUGAAGAAACGGACGCACUUCAGCAAAAGGGAAAUCGAGGCCUUGCUCAAGCUGCAUCGCUCUUUGGCCGCAACCUCGCAGAAAAAGCAGCUUAUCCAACGUCCACCAAAGACAGGAAACGACGGAAGUAGGCCUGUGUUGGACAGGGAGUGUUUCAGGGAGCUCCUCCACAAUUCUCUUGAUUUGACUGAGGAAAAACUUAUGGAGAGGAUAUUCCACGUGUUUGACAAGCGCAGUGAAGGUGUGAUAGACGGGGAGCGUUGGGUUUUGGGCAUGUCUGUCCUUUUGAAAGGCACGCUCUCGGAGAAGGAGGCCUACUGUUUCAGCGUUUACGAUUUGAACGGCGACGGCUUUAUCAGUAAGGAGGAAAUCCUGCACCUUCUGGCCGGCUGUUUGGCAACUCCAGCAGCUGGGGACGAGGACCCCGAGGAAGGGGUGCGCGACCUAACAGACGUUGCCCUGCGCAAGAUGGACGUCGACCGCGACGGCAAACUCUCUUUCAACGACUACGUGGAGGCCAUCAAGCAGGAGCCACUGCUGCUUGAGGCUUUUGGCCCGUGCCUCCCUUCGGAGCAGACGUGCGAGUCUUUCAUCGCGACUUUACUCAAAGCCUGAUGGAAAAACGUCUUGAAUUAAGUUCGGUGUAGAUGAAAUAAAAAACGGAAAAUUUAAGCAAGUAUCUAAUUUGUAUUACAACUACAAUUUUUGCAAAAUCAACACAUCACAGGCAGAAUAAUCCAUCAUUUCAAUUUAAUAAGUGGCGAGCGUGUACAAUUCAAAAGCUAGUAGAAGGUGUGAAAAAUGGAGAGCUUCUAAAUAAUUAAUUAUUGUAAACGUAGGAAUGGGUGACAUAACCAAAUGUCGCCUCGGCGGAAACCCUUCUGCUUCUUUUCGCACAAUCCAUCCUUUGUCAUUUAUUUUUCAGUUUUUUUGUCAGUCCUUAAAAUUCAGUACUGAC